Linum trigynum is the source of this 378-nucleotide messenger RNA. The record is from the annotation of a GenBank genome assembly. NCBI's taxonomy places the organism in Eukaryota, Viridiplantae, Streptophyta, Magnoliopsida, Malpighiales, Linaceae.
AUGUCUCCGAACAGGGAUUGCUUCAAAACCUACGAGCAGAUAGAUGGUGGUAACGUGGUCAUGGCAAAUGGAGCUAUCUGCAAGGUUGUUGGAAUCGGGUCCAUAAAGGUUCGGGCAUAUUAUGGUUCGUUCUGUACCGUGAAUGAUGUCAGGCAUGUUCCACGAAUGACAAAGAACCUGAUCUCCUUGAGUCUACUCGAAAGCAAGGGUUUCAGUUUCAAAGGAAAAGGUGGAGUUGUGUAUGUCUGCAAAGGUUCAAGGAAGGUGCUGAAGGGCGUGAAGCGUGGGACCUUGUAUGCAUUACAAGGGCCUGUGUUGUCUGGUUCUGCUGCAGUUGCAUCGUCUCAGGUUCAUCAGAAAGAUAUGACCACUCUCUGA